Molecule: messenger RNA, 1719 nt
Organism: Penicillium salamii
Lineage: Eukaryota; Fungi; Ascomycota; Eurotiomycetes; Eurotiales; Aspergillaceae
Source: the annotation of a GenBank genome assembly
AUGGUUUAUUGUGGCAAGCCAAGCAAAGGAUGUGGAGAGUGCAGAUCUAGGAAGAUCCGGUGCGACCAGGUGCAACCGGCCUGUUCGCAAUGUACCAGGGCCAAGCGGGACUGCCCCGGAUACCGGGAUCAGCUAUCACUGAUGUUCCGUGACGAAAGCAAAUCGGUAGUCCGAAAGGCUGCAGCCGGAGCUAAGCAGAAACGGCCAGAGCGUUCCCCUCGCACAGCAUCCCCAGAAGGGAAUCCUGUGCGGCCUAGGCGCACUCCUGGUGAGGUGGACCCCUUGGAUUUCAGUUCCGAUCCACAGCACGCCUACCUGGUGCAAAAGCUAGGGGGGCGUCCAUUGGAGGUUCAACCGCCACGGGAUAUUGACUCGACUAAAUAUGAAGCCAUUUGUUAUUUCAUGCGAUCCAAUUGCAUGCCCGGCACGUUUUGGUCGAGUGAUUUGGUCACCAAGUUCUUGCUCCGGACUGGGGGUCCUGCAAGUCAGAAGGCCAUGCAGGCUAGUGUGGUCGCUACUGCGACGGCCAUGCUCUCCCGAGUACGUCAAUUGCCGAGUCUGAAAGAUGUGGCCCACAGGGAGUAUGGAUCCGCUUUGAGAUUGCUCAACUCCGCUUUGUCUGAUGUGGAGGAAGCAAAAACGAAUCAGACAUUAGGAGCCGUCGUGCUGCUAGCCAUUUAUGAAGUCGUUACAUCAAGAGCCCCAGAAGAUAUUGACAGUUGGACAAACCAUAUCAAUGGCGCAACAGCUUUGCUUGAUAUAAGAGGAACCGACCAACUCAAGACCGAGACUGGACUGAGACUAUUCCUGCACCUGCGCUAUCAAGUAAUUAUCAGUUGCUUACAGCGAGACGCCCGAGUACCUCAAUCACUUCUUGAAUGCACAAAGAUCGCCAUGUUUCUCCGACCAGCAGAGGCCCAUGGAAACCGCCUUAUUAUGAUAAUUGGAAAGUUGUCGAACCUUCGCGCAGAUAUCCGAGCCGAUGCAUAUACCGAUGAACAAGAAAUCAUCUCGGCAGCGUCAGCAAUUGAAGCCGACUUAAUUGCCUGGCUAGCCUCCCUUCCCCCAGAGUUCAACUACGCAACCAAUACCAAAUCACCCUUCGACUUUGUCUUCCAACGGCGCUUCCGAGGCAUCUCUCCUUACGACGACCAAUAUCAUGUAUAUCCCAACCUCUGGGUCUGCAACUCAUGGAACCAGUACCGCAGUGCCCGGAUUAUUGUCAGCGAAAUCAUUCUCUCCCACGUCCGUAAAAUCUCCGACAGAACCUCUCUAACCUCAUUAUCGGAUGAAUUCCGUAUUCAAUGCAAAACGCUUAGAUCAACCAUCAGGCGUUUGGCGGUGGAAAUCUGUCGCGGUGUCCCAUUCCACUUUAACGCCCACCAGGCAAACAGAGAACCCAACCUUCCGCCACCAGAGAGUUAUAUUGGGGGAUUGGUGCUUAUCUGGCCUCUUUUCGUUGCUGGCAUUGUUGAAAGUCCUGACCAUGGGCUCCGUCGGUGGGUUAUAAAGUGUCUGCAGAUGAUUGGACGAACGAUGGGCCUUGAUCAGGCCCUUGCCGUUGCCGAUAUUGUUGCGGCUGAUCCUGGUGUCUUGCAUUUUGUGACAGAGGAAGAAGAUCCACUCGCUACCAACUCUGAUGCGCCCGAUCUGACGAGACGACUUCCAGCUCCGCCCAUGAAUUCUUGUUUCAAAGACAUUCCUGCCUCGGAUGUAUAG